This is a messenger RNA of Mesorhabditis spiculigera, 885 nucleotides long. The record is from the annotation of a GenBank genome assembly. NCBI's taxonomy places the organism in Eukaryota, Metazoa, Nematoda, Chromadorea, Rhabditida, Rhabditidae.
AUGCCGCGAUCUGUCUACCUCAAGCCUACGCCACCCAAGCCCAAGAAACCCAAGAAACCCAACAGGGAUCAACUUGUCUGGGAGUUUAUCACAAGCACGCUCGACAAAGGCAUCGAGGGCUUGCGCAAAGAAUUCAACCGUAAUCCUCGCAUCUACGAUACGGCGAAGUGCACGGUGAGCUGCCGCAAUCCGAAGCUGAACAGAUACAAGGACAUCAGUUGCCACGAUCACAGCCGCGUGCACGUUGUCGGCGCCAACCCCGACGAGUACAUUCAUGCGAACUACGUGGGCGUCGACCAUCGGCCAAAGCGCUUCAUCUGCACCCAGGGGCCGAUGGAGACGACGUGCGCCGAUUUCUGGAUGAUGGUCAUCCAGCAGAAUGUCAAGAUGAUCGCGAUGUUGUGCGAGUUCGUGGAGCAGAACAGGCCAAGUGAUCGGGGCCCGAUCGUCGUCACCAACAUAUUCGAGGAGGACGUCCGCUUCACCGAGCCGGGCCAUGCAGCACAGGUACGUCUUCGCAUCAUGACGGUGCAGGGCCUCAACACCGAGACGGACGUCAAACACUACCAUUGGGCCAACUGGCCAGACCGUGGCGCUCCACCGCCCAACCAAGAUCCGAUAAACCUGCUCAACGAUUUGCGCUGCAGCAACUCUUCGCCGAUCGUCCUCCACUGCUCGGCGGGCAUUGGGCGUGCGGGGGCGUUCGCGCUGAUGAGGGCCGUCAUGGAGAAGGUGGACCACUGCAAAGCUUUCAACGUCGAGGACCUUCUCAAGGAGAUGAGGCAAUGUCGCGCGGGACUAGUCCAGACGCCGCACCAGUACUACUACGUGCACGCGGCCCUCCUCAAAUACUUGGCUGAGAACAGCCGCCAGCGGGAGAGAUUA